UCGAUCUAGGGCUACAGCUGUUUCGUUGGCGCGGCGGCGGAAAGGCGCGCUUCGAGGAUCUGGGAGCUCCGAUCGGCUGCAAUGGCGGCGCGCCAUCAGGCAGUGGUGCCAUCGCGAUCAUCGUCGGGUGACGACAGCCUGUGGGCACGGGUGAGCAACAAGGUCGUGCAAUCGUCGCUGUACCACAAGUCGAAGCGCGCGUUGUCCAGCGCCUCGUACGCCAGCAAGAAGCUCAUGUUUAGCACCGGCAAGGCCGCCUGGAUCGCGGGGACGACGCUGCUGGUUUUCGUGGUGCCGCUCAUCAUCGAGGUGGACAAGGAGCAGCAGCUCGCGGAGCUCGAGUCGCAACAGGCAACGCUGCUCGGUGGCGCUCCCCAGCAGCCCGGACCACCGUGAAUGAGGCACGAAAUGCGAGAGAGUUUUCAGUUUUCGCUGUAAAGAAAGGAGAGAAAGUGACUUGGCAAAGGUUUGUAGUGCGCAGGUCUUCCCGAGGCAUAGUAGAAGUCUAGAGCAUCCGAGGUGUAGUUUGUCCCUGUGCUUUUCUCAUACAGCUCUUCCGUGUGAUUGAUUCAGUGUGCACUGGACUCCGCAUUUCCUGCGGGGUGGUCCUUUCCUUUUGACAAGUUCAACGCAAUAGUGUUAAUCUCUAGUGGCCGGCAGCAGCAAUCGCAUCUCCAAAACAUGCGAAGUUCUUCCUGCCGUUUGCGCAACUUGCCUGGUAGGCUGGUACACCAAUAUUCCCAAUUUGCUCUUUCGGGCCGGAAAAGUAUGGAAAAGUACCACAUACACAGAACAAUAAGAGUGAUGGACCAAACGAGCAGAAAGAAGAGAAAGCAAGAGAUUCCAAAGAACCAUUAUACCUUGGAAAUAGCAUCUCGUUUAUCCCUCAUGGCUCAA
Selaginella moellendorffii is the source of this 897-nucleotide messenger RNA. Its product is annotated as mitochondrial import receptor subunit TOM9-2. The record is from RefSeq and is a predicted model, not a curated record. Gene Ontology annotation, cellular component: mitochondrial outer membrane. Lineage: Eukaryota; Viridiplantae; Streptophyta; Lycopodiopsida; Selaginellales; Selaginellaceae. Bases 82 to 396 code for a protein of 104 amino acids. Gene Ontology annotation, biological process: intracellular protein transport. The transcript has 2 exons.